Messenger RNA from Lolium rigidum, 1930 nucleotides. Its product is annotated as aspartate--tRNA ligase 2, cytoplasmic-like. NCBI's taxonomy places the organism in Eukaryota, Viridiplantae, Streptophyta, Magnoliopsida, Poales, Poaceae. Gene Ontology annotation, biological process: aspartyl-tRNA aminoacylation. Gene Ontology annotation, molecular function: ATP binding; RNA binding; aspartate-tRNA ligase activity. Gene Ontology annotation, cellular component: cytoplasm; cytosol; aminoacyl-tRNA synthetase multienzyme complex. The transcript is spliced from 10 exons. Bases 16 to 1656 code for a protein of 546 amino acids. The record is from RefSeq and is a predicted model, not a curated record.
CCAGCCACCGCCGCGAUGUCGUCGGAGCCUCCACCCGCCUCCGCCACCGCCUCCACGGAGGAGCUCGAGGCCGACCUCUCCGCCGCCACAAUCAGCAAGAAGCAGCUCAACAAGGAGGCCCGGAAGGCCGCCAAGGCCGCCAAGGCCGACAAAGCGGGGAAGGCCGAGAAGCCCCAGGCGGAGGAGGCGGACCCCUUCGCCGCCAACUACGGCGACGUCCCCGUCGAGGAGAUCCAGUCCAAGGCCAUCUCCGGCCGGGCCUGGACCGACGUCGGCGACCUCGACGAGGCCGCCGCGGGCCGCUCCGUGCUCAUCCGCGGAUCCGCGCAGCUCUUCCGCCCCGUCAGCAAGAAGAUGGCCUUCGUCGUCCUGCGCCAGUGCAUGAGCACCGUGCAGUGCGUGCUCGUCGCCAGCGCCGACGCAGGGGUCAGCACGCAGAUGGUGCGAUUCGCAACAUCACUCAGCAAGGAGAGCAUCGUCGACGUCGAGGGCGUCGUGUCCAUCCCCAAGGAGCCACUCAAGGCCACAACACAGCAGGUGGAGAUUCAGGUCAGGAAGGUCUACUGCAUCAACAGGGCGAUCCCCACACUGCCUAUCAACCUCGAGGAUGCAGCCCGCAGUGAAGCAGAAUUUGAGAAGGCUGAGCAGACUGGAGAGAAGCUGGUGCGUGUUCUCCAGGACACACGAUUGAACUAUCGAUCUAUCGACCUGCGCACACCCGCCAAUCAAGCAAUCUUCCGCAUCCAAUCCCAAGUUGAAAACAAAUUCAGAGAAUAUUUGGCCUCGAAGGAUUUCAUUGGGAUCCACAGUCCGAAGUUGAUUUCAGGAUCAAGUGAAGGUGGUGCAGCUGUAUUCAAGCUUCAGUACAAUGGCCAGCCUGCUUGUUUAGCACAAUCUCCGCAGUUGUACAAGCAGAUGGCUAUCUGUGGUGGCUUCGGCCGUGUCUUUGAGGUUGGUCCUGUCUUUAGAGCUGAAAACUCUAACACUCACAGGCAUCUAUGUGAGUUUAUGGGGUUGGAUGCCGAGAUGGAGAUUAAAGAGCACUACUUUGAGGUUUGUGACAUCAUAGAUGGCUUGUUUGUAGCAAUAUUCAAACACUUGAAUGAAAAUUGCAAGAGGGAACUUGAGACAAUAAAUAGGCAGUAUCCAUUUGAGCCGCUGAAGUACCUAGAGAAAACAUUGAAGCUAACAUACGCGGAAGGGAUUCAAAUGUUGAAGGAAGCUGGAACUGAAAUUGAUCCUAUGGGUGACCUCAACACAGAAUCUGAGAAAAAACUUGGCCGCCUUGUUAAGGAGAAGUAUGGCACAGAAUUUUUCAUUCUCUAUCGGUAUCCUUUGGCUGUGCGCCCUUUCUACACCAUGCCUUGCUAUGAUGACCCUGCUUACAGCAACUCGUUCGAUGUCUUCAUUCGAGGCGAGGAAAUUAUUUCUGGAGCCCAAAGAGUGCACACGCCUGAGUUGCUGAGGAAACGUGCAAUUGAGUGUGGAAUUGAUGCGAAUACUAUAUCAUCCUACAUUGAAUCUUUCAGUUAUGGUGCCCCUCCUCAUGGUGGUUUUGGAGUUGGGUUGGAGAGAGUGGUGAUGCUUUUCUGCGCCCUCAACAACAUCAGGAAGACAUCGCUUUUCCCUCGCGACCCGCAGAGACUCACGCCAUAAGUUUCUUUUGCGGGACAGACAAGACUCAUGCCAAAAGUUUCUUUUGCGGGACAGACAGCUUGCGCCCAACGCUUUCACCUUGUUUACCAACCUGCUAGUCAAGUACCAAAUCAACCUAUGCUGGCUUUGACAUAAUGACACUACUAAAUGAGUAGGACAUUCGAUGUGUUUUGGAGCAUGUGGUUUAUUCACUAAGUUUCUAUGGUACAAACUGUGGAUACAACUUAUUCUUAUUGUCAGUUUGCACAAGGUGUAUCACAUUUUUUUUGUGAUG